GCACGCGCUGGUCUCAAAUUUAAAAAAGGAAAAACUAAUUCUCCAUUAGAACAAAAAGAAGGAGAAGAAGAAAGUCAAGAGCAAAAGCAAAGAUACCCACCUUUGCCAUUUCUUCUUCUACUUCUCUAACUUCCUUCCUUUAAACGUUCUCUUUGAUUCUAAGGCCACCCACGAAGUAAUUGACGAGUUUAUACUAUAAAAUUUGUUUCUUUAUUGAGAGAUAGAGACAAGAGUCUGCCUAAUAUGAACCAGAAGGCUAACGUUUCUAAAGAGCUUAAUGCUAAGCAUAGAAAGAUUUUGGAAGGUCUCCUUAAAUUACCAGAGAAUAGGGAGUGUGCUGAUUGCAAAACCAAAGGUCCACGAUGGGCUAGUGUAAAUCUGGGAAUCUUCAUUUGCAUGCAGUGCUCCGGGGUGCAUAGAAGUCUUGGAGUACACAUAUCAAAGGUAAGAUCUGCCACUUUAGACACAUGGCUUCCAGAGCAAAUUGCAUUUAUCCAAUCUAUGGGGAAUGACAAAUCAAAUAGCUACUGGGAAGCAGAGUUGCCUCCCAAUUAUGAUAGAGUUGGAAUUGAGAACUUCAUUCAUGCAAAGUAUGAGGAAAAGAGAUGGGUUUCCAGGGAAGGUCAAGCAAGAUCACCUUCGAGGGGGAGUGUAGAGAAGGGGUCAGUUUAUAGACCAGUACCAGAAAGCAGUAGUCAUAAGCCAAUGAAUAGCGUUAACAAUGCUUUUGAGGAGAAGAAAAGCACCCCUCCACGCAUUACAAAUGAUAGCAAACCUGCUUUCAAGAGUUGCACUCCAGCAUCUGCUAAAACAUCCCAACAGGUCUCCGUUGACCCAAAACCACAAGAACCUCUACAGAUUUCAGAACCAGCAGUCUCAAAAGCUAAAUUGGUAAAGAAGGAAGAGAAAAUAACCCCUAUUGCCAAACCGGCAAAAGUGGAUUAUGCAACUGAACUUUUUAACUUGCUUUGCAUGGAUGAUUCAAGUGGAAAUUCCUCCAAGGCUUCUGUUGGUGAUAAUGCUCGGGCUGGUUUCCAAACUGCCAAAGUUGAAUCAGCAUCAGGAGGAAGUGAUGCACCAAAUAUAUCUGAAAGCAAGAUGCAUUCCAAACAAGAAGCUGAGAGAAUAAUUAAAGAUUCGCCGCCAGUAGCUCCAUUCUCAGGGAAACCCCAAAAUGAGGCAAAGAAUGAUAUUAUGAAUCUCUUUGAGAAGUCCAGCAAGGCGUCUCCAUUUUCUGUCCAUCAACAACAAAUCACUAUGUUAUCCCAAGAGCAGCAAGUCCUCAUGGCAGCUGCAGUGAAGUCUGGUGGAUUUCAAACCUGUCCUCCCAAUGUACAAAAUGUUAUUCCCAAUGGCAGUUAUUUAUCCAGUCACAAUUGGGGAAGCAUUGGCUAUCAACUUCCUGGAAUGAUGAUGCCAACCACUGAUCUACAAAAACAUAUUCAGAUUGGUAACAACCAGCAUAUAUAUUCAGCAGGGAACUCGGUUAACAUUCCAGUAUCAAGCAUGUAUAGCCCAGGGCCAGUAGCUCCAAUAAAUGGUGUAACAAAUAUUAGAUCAACUAUGCCGCCUCCGUCAUUUCCCAUGGCUCCAGCUCAACCUCAAGGAUACUAUGAUUUAUCCUAUCUAGAACAAGGCAUGUCUACAAAACGAUGACCAAUUACAUCAUUCCAUCAUAGAUAGUUACAUCACAAGAAAUUUAGGUUCAUAUUGCCUUGUAGUUUUUACUGCUUUCAUUUGUAUUGAUUUGUAUUGAUAUAGUACUUGAUAUAAUAAAGCUGCAUUCAUAUUUUUUUUA
Molecule: messenger RNA, 1798 nt
Organism: Ricinus communis (castor bean)
Lineage: Eukaryota; Viridiplantae; Streptophyta; Magnoliopsida; Malpighiales; Euphorbiaceae
Product: ADP-ribosylation factor GTPase-activating protein AGD5
Exons: 11
Coding region: 244-1656 (470 amino acids)
Molecular function (GO): GTPase activator activity
Source: RefSeq, a predicted model, not a curated record